Messenger RNA from Papaver somniferum (opium poppy), 2223 nucleotides. RefSeq lists its product as uncharacterized. Gene Ontology annotation, molecular function: chromatin binding. NCBI's taxonomy places the organism in Eukaryota, Viridiplantae, Streptophyta, Magnoliopsida, Ranunculales, Papaveraceae. The transcript has 2 exons. The record is from RefSeq and is a predicted model, not a curated record. The coding region runs from base 253 to 798 and encodes 181 amino acids.
GUGUGUUGUACUACUGCAUAAAUAGACAUGAUGUACGAUUAUCAUCAUCUUUAAAUGCUUCCAAAGAACAGGAAAAAAAAUCAUCAUCUUUAUUGAAACUACAUUUCUGUGGAGGUUAAAGUCUGGUCUUAAAAUCUGCGGAACUUCUUCUGCUCUACCACCAUUGUUACUAUCUCAUUUCUACUGUUCCUUUUCUUCUCUUUUUUUUUUUUCUUUCUGGAGAAGAAAUUUUCUAAAAAAUUCCAGGUAAUUAUGGUUCGGGGUCGUCCCAGAAAAUUUAAUCAAAACCCAGUGUUAGAUUUCCGUUCAAUCACUGAUGAUGCUUGGUAUACGGUGGAUAGACUAGUUUUCUGCAAGAAAAAUAACACCCUUACCAUAAGAUUCAUGGGGUUCGAUAAUAAAGAUGAUGAUGAGGAACUUAGUGUCGAAGAUUUCAAAACUUUGAAAGAAUUAGAUGAAUUUGUGGACAGAUUUCGUCCAGCUUGUGUUCAGUUGCAGGAUGGAGAGUGUUAUGAUAUGAGACGUGGAUCGUAUGUUUGUGCAGUAUUUGAUCCAAGUGAAGAGAAUCACAAGCUUUACAACGCUGUUAUUGAAUCGAUAGAACGUGAACCUCACAGACGCGAAGGAGGAGAAGCGUGUUGUUCUUGUAUAUAUGUGGUUGGUUGGCUAGAAGGUCCAAACGCAAGGUGUACCGAACAGAUGGGGAUCAAACGUAUUUAUAAACUUCAACCAGGAUCCCCAUUAUUUGAUCAAACGCUUGCAUGUUUCGUGACGACGGCACGAGCACAACUAACUUGAAGACAACAACGAAGCAAUUUUACAUAUCAGACGAAGGGGGUUUAAAAGACUUCAUAAUUGUUAUUUCUGUAGCACCAUGUAGGAGUCAAGAAAUCAUUUAUCUCGAGGAAAAUCUGGAACCAUUUCUUGAAUACAAGUCAAUUUGCUCAACUAAUAGGUGCCCAUUGUUUUCAUCUUCACUGGAAAGAAACAAGUCUUGGUAAUUAUGGUAAAAACAGUCAUUUGUUAAGUGGACCUAGACAUUAAUACAUGCAGUUAAGGUACCUUAGUUCCCUUUACUACUUUGCUUUCAUUUUCUUGAAACUCCUUGGGAAAUUUAGUCCUUAUCUUUAUUAAAUUUGGGAGUUGUUGAAAAUACUGAAGCAUGUAAUCAAUAUUCAUUAAACUACAUGUAAUGGACUUCUUCUGUUCGAAGAAGAAUAGUUACUUAUGCAGUGAUUUGGGUCCUCUCGAAAGAAAGGAACGAGUUUGCUUUCUCAGGUAGGAAGAAGAAGGUUGAGGAACUCAUUCAAGACAUUAAACUUACUGAUUGGAUCUUUUUCUAAAGUUUGCAAUGGACUUUCCCGGCAUCAGAUAACUUGCGGAACCGGAAGUCUUAUAGAUUCCGCGAAAUUUUGAUCUAUUGGCUCAUAUGGUCAUUUAUUAAAUAAAAUAUGAAGUUAAUCGUUCUAAUCCUUUCCACUUUUAUUAAAAUCACGGUUUACAUAGUCACCCGCUUUUCUCAUAUCAGUGUUGUGAUGCGGUGUAGGAUAACAAAUACCGUGGCGUAGGUUAAGAGUAUUGUAUUCUUAUUCGGACAUUUGUCUGAAGCGUGCUGCUGUACACAACUGUCUUAAGUACUAGCUACUAUCAUCUUCUGCUCCACUCCACCAUUAUUAUUAUUUUUACCCAUUCGUCUCUUCCUCUCUGCAGAAGAGAUUUCUAAGGAUUUCAAAAAAGAGCUUCAAAAAACAGAAAAAAUGGGAAAAACAAAUGAAAACCAACAGUUAGAUUUCCGCUCAAUCUACGAUGAUGCUUGGUACACAGUAGAUAGACUCGUCAUAAGCAAGAAAAACACCGUUCUUACAGUAAAGUUCUUUGGGUUUGAUGAAGACGAUGAUGAGAAAUUCACUGUCAAAGAUUUUAAAACAGUGAAUGAGUUGGAUCAGUUUUUGAACAGGUUUCGUCCAGCUUGUCUUCAGGUACAAGAUGGAGAGUGUUAUGAUAUGAGACGUGGAUCGAAUGUCUGUGCUGUACUUGAACAAAGUAAAAAUGAUCAUAAGUUUUACAAUGGUGUCAUUGAAUCGGUGAGUUGACUAUAUCACUGAUUUAUUAUAAGUGUGUAGUUCUUUCAUUUUCUUUGUACUGUAUGUAUAUGUGGUUUAAGUUGGGGUCUAUUGGUGGUGGUGAGUCAGUGAAUGUUAUUGAAUCUUUGGGUGAGUUGGU